AUGGCGGCCCCAGUCGACGACCUCUCUCGGUCGGAGUACCCGGCUAUGCUCGCCAAUUUACAACCCAGCCAAGCUGUGCAAGCCCUUUCGGACCGAGUCAAGCGCAUUACGAGAGCCAACCAGGAGAUUGCCGACUGGCUUCAGGAGCGUAGGCGAGUCGAAGAACAAUAUGUCGCUGGUCUGCGGAAGCUAUUGGUAUUCAAGGUCCCGAAUGCUGCCUCUGAACUUGGAAUUUUUCAAGCACCAUGGGACAAGAUUCUGAGCUCCACCGACGGCAUUGCCGCGUCCCACCAGCUUUUCGCGCAGCGUAUCGAUAAAGAUGUCGAGCAACCUCUCCGGAACUUCCAGAACAAGAAGGAGAUGCAAAACAUGCACACGAUCAGCGCCAACCUUAGCGCCAUGGCCAAGGAGCUGGACGAUGCAACCGACAAGUCGGAGAAGCUGAACAGAAAAGGAGGCAAGGCAAACGCCCAGAAAGUGGACCAGGCUGCGGCCCGACUUGAGUCCGCCACGCAGACGUGGGAGUCGCAGGCGCCCUUCAUUUACGAGACUUUCCAGGCCGUAGAUGAGCAGCGGAUCAACCACCUGCGCGAUGUGUUGACCCAGUUCGAAACCCACGAAGUCGACCAGGCCACCCGAACCCAGGCGGCUGCCGAGGAGGUUCUUAAUGUGAUGUUAGAAGUCAACACUGCCCAAGAGAUCCAAAAUUUUGUGCAGAGGGCGACGGCUGGCAAACCAAGAAUCGAGCGUAAAUCGACCAAUACCCGGCAGGCCACUCCCGUGACUCCAACGGCCGCCCCCCCAAGCAUUACUGCCGACGACGUGAGCGAACACUCGGGACCCCGAGAGAACCCUCCAGAGUCGAAGCUUCGCAGCCGGAUUGGCACAAUGCUCGGCCGGCGGCGCCAGAGCGUCCAUGCUGGCUUUGGGCAACUGGGCUCCCCUCCAAAGAGUCUUGGUUCGUUUUCCCGUGGUCUUUCGAGCAGCCACAGCCAGACCCUCUCUCCACGGGCUUCAUCUCACAACCUGGCCGACUCUCAACAUAGACUCCCGUCGGUGGUCGAGAGCCCGAACCCGGAACAAGGUCGGCAAUCCACAGCUGAGAAUGAGCCGAGCAAGAAGUCGCAUGAAGCCACGAAUGGAGUUUCCGGUGGGGAAGGCCCCUCGGAUGCCAAACAGUCACAACCGAGCUUGCUGAAUGGGACGGCGGAGGAUAUUUUCGAUGCCACCCCGUCGGCCCCACAGCCGCAGGGUAAGGAGCAGGUUGGUAAGGACUCGGAUGGGUUCACAAUACCCCCCGAAAUGAAUGACCCCAUUUCCCAAGCCCAACGGGAAGCUGCAGCUGAGGAAGGCGACCACGUUUUCAAGCUGAACAUUCAAAAUGAGCCCAUCCCCGAAGAAGAUCAGGACGCGAAACAGGCAGCUCUGUCAAGUGUUGCUAAUGCUUUGAACAUGGGCAUGCCAUCGCGGAAGGCGGGCACCGUCCGGGGCCGGAGAGAUGUCAGGAAUACCGUGUACAUGCCGUCUUUGCCAACUCACGAGACCCCCGAAAACACAUUCCCGCUCUCAGCCUCGCCGUCGCUACCCACGAGCUCCACGUUCCCGAAGCCUACGCCUCCCGCGACUUUCGCCUCUGAGCCUAGCCAAGCCUCUGAUACGCAAUCCAUACGGUCUGGGACUUCGUUUGGCGGCUCCUCCGCCCUUGCUGGCGCCGCACGAUCAAAACACCCAGACAUGGUUGGGCCAUCAUACGGUCCGGGGCUGCACUCGUCCAUCAUUGAAACGGUGUCUGCGGUCUUCCAAGAAGGAGAGCCCACCUCUGUCAAGAUGAAUGGCGAGAUUGCUUUCUCCUACGUUCCCGACCCUGAGCAUCCCUUUGCAGACCAUGAGACCAUCCGCCUCGACAAGUUUGCCGUCCUCGAAUCAAUUGGCCCUAACCGCGUCUUCGUAACCAACACCACCGCCCCCGACGAGUUCUCUAUUGACCUUUCUUACCUCAAUACCACCACACCAGCUUUUACCUACCGUGUCCAUGCGGACUCCGACACCGCCCUCGCCUCUCAUUGCCCCAUAGCCGUCUAUCCCGUCUGGAAACCCCAGGCUGACAAGCUUGGCCUGCUUCUGCAGUACCGCCUGAAUCCGUCUUUCUCUCAGCACCAGGGGCCUGUGGUGUUGUCUAACGUAGUAUUCAUCGCCACUUACGAAGGCGCCCGUGCCAGCGGCGUGCAGACCAAACCGUCAGGCACCCAUCUCAAAGACAAGCAUCUUGUGUACUGGCGUCUCGGUGACCUGACGCUGACCGAUGGCUGGGCUAAGAUCAUUUGCCGUGUUAUUGGCGAGCAAAAUGCGGAGCCGUUGCCGGGCAAGGUGGAGGUGCGUUGGGAGUGGACGCCAUCACCGGACGCGGAAGCAGGGAGCGGGAUUUCAGUGUUGCGGCUGUUGCCAGAGGGCAAGGGGAAAGGCAAGGCUACUGAGGCCCCGGAGGAAGAGGAUCCGUUUGCUGAUGCUAGCUCUCCGCCGGGAUCGCCGAGCCCUUCGGCAUCACCAGGGAAGGUGUGGAAGGAUGUGCCGCUUGUAAAGCGAUUGGUGGCCGGGAAGUACGAAUCGAAAUAA
Molecule: messenger RNA, 2613 nt
Organism: Dichotomopilus funicola
Lineage: Eukaryota; Fungi; Ascomycota; Sordariomycetes; Sordariales; Chaetomiaceae
Product: muniscin C-terminal mu domain-containing protein
Exons: 6
Coding region: 1-2613 (870 amino acids)
Biological process (GO): septin cytoskeleton organization
Cellular component (GO): endocytic vesicle; plasma membrane; cytoplasm
Source: RefSeq, a predicted model, not a curated record